Molecule: messenger RNA, 1994 nt
Organism: Astyanax mexicanus (Mexican tetra)
Lineage: Eukaryota; Metazoa; Chordata; Actinopteri; Characiformes; Acestrorhamphidae
Gene: dnajc11a
Product: DnaJ (Hsp40) homolog, subfamily C, member 11a
Exons: 16
Coding region: 78-1757 (559 amino acids)
Biological process (GO): cristae formation
Source: RefSeq, a predicted model, not a curated record
GGCUAAAACCGCGUGGUGGCGGCAGGCGGCUCAGCCCGGAGAGGGGAAGCGCUGGGCGGGGAUGAAAGGUUGUAAACAUGGCGGCGGCCUUGGAGGAGGAUGAAAUCGACAAUGAUGAUUAUUACUCGCUGUUGAACGUGCGGAGAGAGGCCACACAAGAGGAACUCAAGGCAUCGUACCGCCGCCUUUGCAUGCUCUACCACCCUGAUAAACACAGAGAUCCUGAGCUGAAGAGACAGGCAGAGCAGCUUUUUAACUUGGUGCACCAGGCAUACGAAGUUCUAAGUGAUCCACAGUCCAGGGCUAUCUAUGACAUAUAUGGGAAGAGAGGGCUGGAUGUAGAAGGAUGGGAGGUAGUGGAGAGAAAGAGAACGGCGGGUGAGAUCCGGGAAGAGUUUGAGCGCCUUCAGAGAGAGCGGGAGGAGCGGAGACUGCAACAGAGGACCAACCCCAAGGGGACGAUCAGUGUGGGUGUAGAUGCCACAGAUCUUUUUGAUCGAUAUGAGGAAGAUUACGAGGAGAUCUCGGGUAGUGGCUUGCCCCACAUUGAGAUCAACAGGAUGCAUAUAUCUCAGUCUAUAGAGGCACCUCUGACAACAUCAGACACGGCCAUUCUCUCAGGCUCUCUCUCUACACACAAUGGCAACGGCGGUGGAAACAUUAACCUGGCUCUGCGGCGAGUGACCUCAGCGAAAGGCUGGGGAGAGAUUGAGUUAGGAGCAGGAGACACGCAUGGUCCUCUUUUUGGCUUGAAGAUAUUCCGCAACCUGACAGCCCGCUGCUUCAUGACGGCUCAGUGCGGGUUGCAGUUUUCAUCGCGUGGUGUGCGUCCAGGAGUCUCCACCAUGCUCGCCCGCCACCUGGAUAAGAACACAAUGGGGUACCUGCAGUGGCGCUGGGGCACUCAGUCCUCCAUGAACACCAGCAUCGUCCGAGACACAAAGAGCAGCCACUUCACUUUUGCUGUUCAGCUCGGAAUCCCACACACAUUUAUUAUGAUGAGCUACCAGUACAAAUUCCAAGACGACGAUCAAACCAAGAUCAAGGGUUCUGUAAAAUCAGGGUUUUUUGGCACAGUGGUGGAGUAUGGUGCUGAGACUAAGAUCAGUCGACACAGCGUUCUUGGUGCUACUGUCAGUGUUGGAGUACCGCAAGGAGUCUCUCUCAAAAUCAAGCUGAACAGGGCCAGCCAGACGUACUUCUUUCCGAUACACUUGACAGACCAGCUCCUCCCCAGCGCAGUGUUCUACGCCACUGUUGGACCUCUUGUUUUUUACUUGGCCAUCCAGAGGCUUGUUAUCAAGCCGUACGUGCGCGCCCAGAAGGAGCAGGACCUGGAGAAACAUCGGGAGAGCGCCGCGUCUGACAUCGCCAAGAAGAAGCAGGAGGCAGAAUCUGCUGUUCUGCUGAUGCAAGAAUCUGUGCGAAGAAUCAUUGAAGCUGAGGAGUCUAAAAUGGGCCUUAUCAUACUCAAUGCCUGGUAUGGGAAGUUUGUGACCGACAACAGUAGGAGGCAUGAAAGGGCGAGAGUCAUAGAUGUGACCGUACCUCUUCAGUGCCUGGUGAAGGACUCCAAACUCAUUCUCACAGAGGCCUCAAAGGCUGGCUUACCAGGCUUCUACGACCCAUGUGUGGGUGAGGAGAAGAGCCUAAAGGUGCUGUAUCAGUUCAGAGGCGUCAUGCAUCAGGUCCUAUCUGGUGACACAGAAGCACUCAGGAUACCAAAACAAUCUCACAGGAUAGAUAAUGACACUUAGGAACCGUUUUCUUCAGUGCUGAAAGGGACAGCUUGGACUGGCGUUGAGGACAAGCGGAUUUUGUUUUCUAGGGACUUGGAUAUUCCCUGUGGCCUAAAAGUCAUUCAUAUGCAUAUAUAUAGAUAUACCUUUGUGCAAUUUUAAUUGUUAUACAAAAGGGCAUGUUUAAAAACUGAGUCCACUGGAAGAGCGCAUGAAUUUGUUAACUUCAAGUUACUUGAAACACGGUGACUUGAC